CAUCGCCCGCUCUCCAUCUGCCCCCUCCCCGGCUCGAUCGCCACCCACUCACACGAUGAUCAUGCGCAUCCCAACACGACCGGCCCACAUCCGGCUCUUCUCGACUUCGUCGGCGGCUCGGUCGGCGGCUGGAUCACGCAUUGCUGGCCCAAUCGCAACCGAAAGCCACUGGGUUCCUUCCAAGAUCGUCGGCAACAUGGAUCAGGACGGACUCAGCCGCUUCGAUCUCGAUUUCACCGAAACCUGCGAGUGGACCAAGGAGCUGCUGCUCAAGAUGAAGCACGACCACGCGCUGCUAAAGUCCUUCCACAAGGAGUACCGCCCGCGAAACCUCAAGGACGGGCAGGUCGUCUGUGUCGAGACCACCCAUCGGUUCACCUACGAUUUUUCGAAACCGCAGCCCAAAAACUCGGCCGUCUCGCUCCAUGCCCGCGUCAGCGAGCUGGGUCUGUCACCAAAGGAGCACCACAAAUUCCUGCUUCUUUCCGGAUCAGACUACGAUCCCUACACCGACGUCGUCACCCUGACCCGAACCGAGGAAGACUCGGCGUAUGUCAGGAAGAACAUUAUUGCGGCACAUGAUAUCCUGAAGCGGAUGAUUGAAGAGUCAAAGAAUGCCCAGGAUACGAUGGAGGGAGUUCCGCUUGACUUCCGCCACAUCAAGCCGAAGCGAAUCGGGCUCGAGUUUCCCAAGGAGUGGCUCAAGCCUGCAAACUCUGAGGCUGCGGCGCCUGCAGAACCCAAGGCGUAGAGCCGAUCAGUGGACGAUAGCAUGUUAUGGAAAUACACAGACAGUCAUCA
Polychytrium aggregatum is the source of this 801-nucleotide messenger RNA. Its product is annotated as mitochondrial ribosomal subunit protein-domain-containing protein. Gene Ontology annotation, molecular function: structural constituent of ribosome. Bases 56 to 751 code for a protein of 231 amino acids. The record is from RefSeq and is a predicted model, not a curated record. Gene Ontology annotation, cellular component: mitochondrial small ribosomal subunit. The transcript has 2 exons. Gene Ontology annotation, biological process: mitochondrial translation. NCBI's taxonomy places the organism in Eukaryota, Fungi, Chytridiomycota, Chytridiomycetes, Polychytriales.